Micropterus dolomieu (smallmouth bass) is the source of this 896-nucleotide messenger RNA. RefSeq names its product nuclear factor 7, ovary-like. Gene Ontology annotation, molecular function: protein binding. The record is from RefSeq and is a predicted model, not a curated record. The transcript has a single exon. NCBI's taxonomy places the organism in Eukaryota, Metazoa, Chordata, Actinopteri, Centrarchiformes, Centrarchidae. The coding region runs from base 145 to 681 and encodes 178 amino acids.
GACGUCUCAUUCCUGCUCAACUACAAGGCUGCAGUGGAAAGAGUCCAGCAGCGCCCCCUGCUGGAUGAUCCACAGCUGCCCUCAGGAGCUCUGAUAGACCAGGCCAAACACCUGGGCAACCUGACCUUCAACAUCUGGAACAAGAUGAAGGACAUGGUCUCCUACACUCCUCUCAUUCUGGACCCAAACACUGCUGAUCCAAGACUCAUCCUGUCUGAAGAUCUGACCAGUGUGAGACGAGGAGAGAAACAGCAGCUUCCUGACAAUCCAGAGAGGUUUGGUUCCUGCUCUGUUCUGGGCUCUGAGGGCUUUAACUCAGGGACUCACAGCUGGGAUGUCGAGGUUGGAGACAGAACAGACUGGGAACUGGGUGUGUUAGCAGAGUCUGUCCAGAGGAAGGGAGACAGACGGUCUGGUUUAUGGACAAUAAGGUUCUUUAUAGGUGAAUACUUUGCAAAGUCACCAUCAGCUUCAUCCACUGAUCUCAGUGUGCAGAAGAAGCUCCAGAGGAUCAGAGUGAAUCUGGACUGGAACAGAGGAAAGCUGUCGUUCUCUGAUCCUGAUACUAACACACACAUACACACCUUCACACACACUUUCACUGACAGGAUGUUUCCAUAUAUUUACUCAUGGGAUAAACUCCCACUGAAGGUUUUACCAGCGAAGGUCUUUGUGAUGUAGAACAACAGAGAUAGAUGAUGAUCAUGGUGAUGAUGAUGAUGAUGACUAAAUGUAGUUUUCAUUGUGUUGUUUCUGCUGAUGUGUUUCACAUGAAGUUGUCAUAUCUGAUCUAACAGAGAACCAGUGAAUUAAAGACUUCCUGAGUUUUAAGGAUGUAAAUAAUGAGAGUUUAUCAAACUGCUGUAAAUGUAGUGAAAGUAAAGUCGUCUUCCCGA